CGCUCGGGUAGUCGCUAUUCCGACAACCUCCACCAGUCUCUCUGCUCGUAUCGACUGGGCGGCUCUGCUUUGCCUCCUAUUUCGAUGUGCCCAUACGUAACUCGCAUUUGGUAACGAUAUCAGUAACGACGACAGUUCUCAUGCACAGAUUACGUCUACAGACCCAAAGAGGCACGUCUGUGCAAGGCACUGCGUGAUCAGGGCCGUCAGAACCGGCCCUCGAAACAGAAAUGGAAACCGUCCGCGACUACCAUCCGCCAGCCCAGCCUUUUCCCCAUGAUGCUGAGUCAGCGGGCGGAGGAGUUUAGGAGCCAGAGGAUGUUACAGAAUUACAAUGAGAGUUUUUCAGACCUGAAUUACUCUCAGCUUCGUAUGCCACCACCUGGCGAAUACAACCUGGUCCACCAACAUGUUGACCAGUCCUGGUACAACAGCUAUGCACAUGGUGGUAUACAGAAUGGAAAUUCAGAUCUUUACGGUCGAGGUAAUGAAAACAAAACUCCUACGGAGUGGGGAAGCUACCACUCUGAUACCGAGUCUCCAUUUAUUCCCCCACAGAUAAAUAACAAUAAUUCUGAAGGACAAUACCACCCUAGUAUGCAGUCAGUUCCACAAGUAAUGGGUCAGCAAUUACCUAUGGAAGGACCUUUAAUGAUGCCCAACCAGAACCAACUCAUGGGCUCGUCACAGGAUCCUCUCAUGAUAAACGAUGUACAUAAUGGGCUGAUAACAAACGGUGUGGAUAGUUGUCAAAUUGAACAACCUCCUUUGAAGGAAGAAGAGUCAAUACCAAAGAUCGAUGGGCCGAGAGUGACACUUGUCUCUCCAGAAUGUCCUAAAGAAAUGAACCGAGAUGCAAUGAAACUGCCUGGGUUUCACCAAACAUUUGGUAAUAUAACUGAAAUCGGUCGUUUUUCCCAGCAUGAUGACUACUUUGAAUCACAACCGGCUGAACUGGUUGAACAGCCAAAGGUGAGUGAACCAGUUGAAGUGAUACCAAAGCGUAAACCGAGAGGGCGAAAGCGUAAGCAACCAGAACCAAGGGACCUCUUCCAAAGGCCAACGUUCGCUUCCCCCGACCCAAUGCACAACCAGCCAUGUAUGCAGCCAGAGCCGCAGUGGCAAUACCCCCAUAAUCAACCCCACUAUGACCAAUAUCACCAGUGGAGAUCACACCCGUAUUAUCACCAGCAACACUACCACCACCACCAUUAUCCACCCCCUCAUCAUCAUAACAUGUACUACCAACAUUACAAUGAUUGUGUGCCAUCGUACCAUUACAAUUCCUAUUCUGCAAAUUGGCAUAUGAAUAGGGACUAUAUGGUUCAUAACUACCCUGGUUAUGUUUGACCCCAAACUCACCUAGGUUGCUUAGCUCAGCUUGUAGAAAAUAAUCCUUAUUGGUAACAGAAGGAAAUAAACUCAAAAAAUGUAGAAGUAUGGCAACAAAUUUAACAAUUCUUGUCAAUAGAAUAAUAGUUAAAAUUAACUGAUCGGUCAAUUGGAAAAAUUAUAACCGUUUCAUUUUAAUAACUGACAUAAUUGAACUUUAACUGAAUAUCGUGAUUUAUUUACAACAAAAAAUCACUACUUUUCAAUAAUACAAAUAGCCAUACAAAUGGAGUAGAUCAGUGAUUUUUUAGUAAAAUAGUUAAGUAUAUUACAUGUAAGUUUUUAUCAUAUAGUGAUAGAUUCUCUGAAUGCUAAUUUCAAAAGUUAAUUAAUGUCAGUUAUGGUUAAUAUCAAACAUCAGAAAAAUUAUUUGAAUUAUAUUUUAUAGACAUGUUCCAUACUUCGAUUCAUUUUAGUACUGAUGUGUUUAGUAUCAUUUAAUAUGAUGGACUGAAAAUAUGUAGUUGAAAUGAUUGAGAGGUCUAAACCACAUUUGUACAUUAAAUUUACUGUAUUAUCAGAAAAACAAAAUUAAAUGUGCCUUUUAGACAUUGACAAAAAUUGUCUGAAAAUUUUGAAGUUAAUAAAAAAAUCUAGUCUUUGGAAAACGUUCCUAUUCAUAAACAUUUAUAAAAAUAACAUAAUGGGAAACUUCUUUUUUGAAUUAAGUAUGGUUACCAAUUGAAUUGAAAUAUUGUCUUUAGGUUCAUUUACAAUGGUAAAUUGUUACCAGCUGUUAAAUAUUUAUAUUAUCUAUAAUUCUACUUUGUUAUUAUUUAUUAAGCAUAUUGAUUUUGCUGUAUCUUUUUCUUUGUUGUACAGAAUAAAUCUUCCCUCUUUAAAGUUCAAAAAUCGUAAAUAAACUGUUAAAUAUUGAAUUCAAAAUUUUAGACUUUUAAAGUAUUUUAAAAUCAAAGUGAUGUUUUUUCUGAAAUAUAUAGUGAAUAAUAUAAAUCUUGUUUUUUAAAGAAAUUACAUGUACAUAUAUAAUAAGGAAAAUAUUUGUUAAAAUAAAAUUACCUCAUAUUGCUUGAUGGGAAGAAGUAAAACGUGAUAUUUAAUUUUUUUAAGUAGAUAAAUAUAAAAACUAAAUAUUUAUCCUUUGCUCUUUUUUAUUCAAUGUUAUACCUGUUAUAAAAAAAAAUAAUUCACACUUGGAUGGCAUCUUUAAAAACUAAACACAACCAUAAUUUGAAGGUAAAUUUAAAUAAAAAUCCAUGUUUUUUUACUACGUAUGAGAAACUAACAUCAUUCAUCAAUUACAAAAUGUAAAUUUACCAUGUAAUGUUAACUCCAACUUUUAAGUAUGAAAAAUGUACGUGUAAACAUAUCUUUAUUACCUAAGAUAAUCAAACUUAUAUCAAAAAAAAUCUGUACACUGAUCAUGUGUUUGGGCUGAGUUCUAAAAACUAAAGAAUUUAAUAGGGACCAAUAUUUUUAUUAAUUCUUAAAAUGGUUCUUUUACUUUAGAAAGAAAACAUUGCGAGCGAUAAUUUUGAUUACAUCAAAAAUUAUUCCAAAUACAGUACAAGAUAUUCGGGGGAAAAUUACUAUAAAGUGAUCUUCAAAAUAAAAAUUGUAAUACUAUUUGAGGAUAAAAGCAAGUUUUAAAGGGUUAAAGGUAAUAAAAUUACCAUUAGUGUUAAGUGUAUAAUUUGAAAUUGUGAUUUUUAUAAAAUUGUAUUUAAAGCAUGUAGGUCAGGAUCAAGA
Cimex lectularius (bed bug) is the source of this 3102-nucleotide messenger RNA. RefSeq lists its product as uncharacterized. NCBI's taxonomy places the organism in Eukaryota, Metazoa, Arthropoda, Insecta, Hemiptera, Cimicidae. The record is from RefSeq and is a predicted model, not a curated record. The transcript is spliced from 6 exons. Bases 277 to 1350 code for a protein of 357 amino acids.